Messenger RNA from Nematocida ausubeli, 294 nucleotides. RefSeq lists its product as uncharacterized. The transcript has a single exon. NCBI's taxonomy places the organism in Eukaryota, Fungi, Microsporidia. Bases 1 to 294 code for a protein of 97 amino acids. The record is from RefSeq and is a predicted model, not a curated record.
AUGCAAGAAAGGAAGGAAGAACAUACUGAAACAAAGAAACAAAUACAUUAUAGAAUCGUUAGAAAAAGAAAGAGCGAAAAAUACAACAAAAACUCGAUAAAACCUAUGUGCUUGAUGUUUUUGGCAAUGUGUUCUAUAGUAUCUAGUAGACUACUACUGUCGGAUCAGCUCACAGUGCAUAAACGAGUUAUAUAUAUGAAAGAGAACGACAGAACAAUAAUCAGUCCAAAUGGGGCACUUAGCUUAAUACGGGCAUGCAUGGCUGAAGGAAUCGGGCUAAUUCAUAAUUUAUGA